Messenger RNA from Neolamprologus brichardi, 1008 nucleotides. NCBI's taxonomy places the organism in Eukaryota, Metazoa, Chordata, Actinopteri, Cichliformes, Cichlidae. The record is from RefSeq and is a predicted model, not a curated record.
ACUGAUGACAUCAGAGCUACAAUAGUGGACCAUGUAAUCAACCAUGGAAUGACCCUGAGGGAAGCUGGCCAACGGGUUCAGCCUAACUUGAGCUGCUACACUGUAGCAAGCAUCAUAAGGACAUUUCAAAAUGAGAAUCGAAUUGCUAGACGACCAGAUGCUGGGGGAAGAGGAACAAUGUUCACUGCAGACCAAGAAACCCAUAUAGUCAAUAUGGUGAUUGCAAAUAAUUCCAUAAGGCUACGCAAAAUUCAGCAGUGCAUAAUUGAGAAUGACACCACCUUCCAGAACAUACAAAAUGUGAGCAUUUCUGUAUUAGGUCGUGUACUUGCCCGCAACAGAAUCCGAAUGAAACAAAUCUACAGAGUACCUUUUGAAAGAAACAGUGAACGUGUAAAACAGCUGCGAUAUGACUAUGUGCAGAGAGUGAUGAAGCUAGAGGCAGAUGCCAUGUGUCAUGAGCAGCUUUUUGUGGAUGAGGCUGGUUUUCACCUCACUAAGACAAAGAGACGUGGCAGGAACAUUAUUGGACACCGUGCCAUAAUCAAUGUCCCAGGACAACCUGGUGGUAACAUAACUAUGUGUGCAGCUAUAAGUCAAAAUGGUGUUGUUCACCAUCAUGUGGUUGCAGAGUUCCACCGAAUCAACAAUGUUAACCUACACACUCAAUUCUACAAGGAGCCGGACAGACACAUGCCUAGACUCAUCACUUUGUUCCGAGACAAGGCCAUCAAGACUUGCAAGAUUGCAGAGGAGCUAGCAAAGUUCAUGAGAAUUUAUGAAAUUCAGUGGGGGUGGAGCCCUGGCGCGGGGUGCCGCGAGAGGUGGAGGAAGAACUCAGCCUGGGUGUCUAUUGUCUUGUGUAGUCUGGAAGUGGAUAACUGGGUGGGCGCAGUUUUCUCUGUGGUGGGGUCGGGUGGGCGGUCCCGUGCUCUGUGGGGCCGGGCAGCGCUGCUGAACUGGGCCCCGGUCUGGAUGGGCCUGGGCCACCUUGCCCUGGUGGAUUGA